Messenger RNA from Parasteatoda tepidariorum (common house spider), 3910 nucleotides. Its product is annotated as putative ATP-dependent RNA helicase DHX34. Lineage: Eukaryota; Metazoa; Arthropoda; Arachnida; Araneae; Theridiidae. Gene Ontology annotation, cellular component: intracellular anatomical structure. Gene Ontology annotation, molecular function: ATP binding; helicase activity; RNA binding. The record is from RefSeq and is a predicted model, not a curated record.
AUUCUAAAUAUAUUGGCAACAGUAUUGAUUGAUUACGUUGUUGUUUACCUUUUUCUCUGUUUUUGUGUUCUGCUGCUGUUGAAAGAACUGAAAAAAAGAGAGAGAAACCUGGCCAUUCCAGUAUGAUACGAACUCUUCAGUCUUCUAAAUUUUAUUAAAAAUGUACUACACAGUUAUACUUUAUCUAAGUCAAAUCAACUGUGCUUAUCGAAUUCUAAAUGAUAAUCGAUUUGAUUGAGCUGUUCUUUAUUACAGUCUGACUUUUUAACAUAAUUAAGUAGCUUUAUAAAAAUUUUGUUAUCAAAUGGAAAAGUUUAAGAAAAGAAUAAAAGGAGAAGAUUCAACUGGUAAACAUUCUUCUUCAACUUCAACAAAAGAUGCUGAAGAUUAUAAUCACUCAAAAAAGUUAAUAUCCAAAUCUUCAAGAGAAAAGGAGCCAGUAAAAAGUACUAUAUCAAAUGAAGAAAGAGUAUUUUUUGAAAACAGCAAUGCUUAUUUCCCUUGGUUUGAGUACAGAAGCACAUUAAAUAAAAUAUUUUUUGACUAUAAAGGAAAAAUUAAAAGAAAUACACCUGAGUAUGAUGAGUUUUGGUUAUUUCUAAAGAAAUAUCAAAAAGUUCAACAGAAGGCCUUAUCUAAAAAGGAACAGUCUGGCUCAUCAAGCAGCCACUCUUCACACAAAAAUUCAACUUUUUCUCUUACUUUGGCUGAACUGAAUAACAUGAUGAUGAAAGGACACAUAUUUAAUGAUGAUAAAGAAUCUGCUCUGAAUGAAGAACUUUUGGUAGAGUUUGCUUACAUUAUUGAGCUCUAUUUAAACUGCCAAAAGAAGCAACAAGAAGCUAAAAUUCUAAAGCUGCAUGAGGCUCAAGAAAAUUUACCGAUUAGUAAAUAUCGUAAUGACAUUUUAAAGGCUGUAGAAAGUAAUCAAGUGGUAUUAAUAGCUGGUGAUACUGGUUGUGGUAAAUCAACUCAAGUGCCACAAUAUCUGAUGGCUGCAGGAUACGAAAGUAUUGCUUGCACUCAACCUCGUAGAAUUGCUUGCAUUUCUUUGUGUAAACGAGUUUCUUAUGAAACUUUAAAUGAAUAUGGAUCAUUAGUGGGUUAUCAGAUUCGUUUUGAAAAAAGUAAAACUGCUCACACUAAAAUAUUGUUCUUAACUGAAGGCCUCUUGUUGAGGCAAGUAUCAUCUGAUCCAAUGUUAUCUGCUUAUAAAGUGGUCAUUUUGGAUGAAGUUCAUGAGAGACAUAUAUCAUGUGAUUAUUUGCUAGGUAUAAUGAAAUGUUUGACAAUUCAGAGACCAGACUUAAAAAUAUUGCUGAUGUCUGCUACAAUCAACAUUGAGCUAUUUUCAGAAUAUUUUCAAAAUUGCCCUGUGAUACAAGUACCUGGUAGAUUAUUUCCUAUAGAACUGAAGUAUUACCCAAUUCCUACUGAGGAACAAAAAUCUGUUUCUGGUAAACUGAACCCUGGUCCUUAUAUUCGAAUACUGAAUCUCAUUGAUCAAAAGUACCCAGAAGAUGAAAGGGGAGAUGUUCUCAUAUUUUUGAGUGGUAUGACAGAGAUAUCAAUUGUAGAAGAAGCAUCAAGAGCAUAUGCUGAAAAGAGUAACAAAUGGAUCAUAUUGCCAUUGCAUAGUUCUUUGUCUCUGGAAGAUCAAGAUAAGGUGUUUGACAUUGCUCCAGAUGGAGUGCGGAAAUGUAUAAUCUCUACUAAUAUUGCUGAAACAUCAGUAACUAUUGAUGGAGUCAGAUUUGUUGUUGAUUCUGGAAAAGUAAAAGAAAUGAGCUACCAUCCUAUUUGCCACAUGCAGAAGCUACAGGAAUUUUGGAUUAGCAAAGCUAGUGCUGAACAACGCAAAGGACGUGCUGGUAGAACUGGUCCUGGAGUUUGUUUUCGAAUGUACUCCCUGAAAGAGUAUGAUGGCUUAUGUGCUUAUACAAAACCAGAGAUUCAAAGAGUACCAUUGGAUUCUUUGUUACUUCAACUGCUUUCAAUGGGUUUACCUGAUGCACGCAAGUUUCCUUUUCUUGAAGCACCUGAUAUGGUCAGCAUUGAAGAAUCACUGCAAAAUCUUAAAAACCAGGGUGCUCUAACUGAAGAUGAAGAGUUAACAGCUAUGGGUCAAAUGCUUGCCAAUUUACCGGUUGAUGUAACUAUAGGGAAAAUGCUGAUACAUGGAUGCUUAUUUUCAGUUAUUGAACCAAUGUUGUCAUUGGCUGCAGCUUUGAGUGUACAGACUCCUUUUACUAAUCGUUCUAAUAGAGAUCCUGACAUAAAAGUUGCAAGGCAAUCGAUAGAAUCAGAUCACGGGGACCCAUUUACUCUGCUUAAUGCAUAUCACAAAUGGCUCGAAGUUAAAGCUCAACGUCAUAGCAACUCUCGUAAGUGGUGUCGCCAAAAAGGGCUAGAGGAACAAAGAUUUUAUGAAAUGACAAAACUCAGGCGCCAAUUUAGAGACCUACUAAAGGAUAAUAAAUUGCUUUCUGAUAGUCAUUUUCAUACUAGUAGUCGUGAGCGUUCAGCAAGGCACAGUGAGCUUUCACAUUUAAGGGAUAUGAAGAGACAAUAUCACCAAGCUCCUCGUAAGAGAAAAAUAUUAAAACUUGAUAGUGAUGUUUAUACAAAUGAAGAUCGUGAUGAGGAAGAUGGUACUAUUAAUAUUCAUGAUGUCGAUUUUUGGAUAUCAAAUAAUAGCUGGCAAGUACAGAUGUUAUCAUCUAAAAGUCAAGUAUCUUCUUAUCGUGAUAUGAUGUGCUUAAAGUUUAUAGUUUGCAGUGCUUUGUACCCACGUAUAGCACUUUCUGAUGUACAUAAUUCUCAGAAAUCCUCUGGUGAACUGCAUUUUCAUACAAAGGGAAAACCAUUUGUAGUACUUCAUCCUAAUGGUAGUUUAGCUUUACAAUCAGAUUUAUUGCAAUUGAAAGAGACAGAUAUAGUUGAAUUAAAGCAUGUUAGGUCUGCUACUCAUAUGAGUAAAAAUCAUCAACUACUUUAUUUUUUGUCUUUACUUGAAACAACAAAACCAUUUUUAGUUAACUGCUUGCGGGCACCAUCAGCUCAUACUUUGCUUCUUUUGUCACACUCACUUGACACAAACCAAGAUUUUACAAGAAUCGUGUGUGAUGGUUGGAUUGAACUAAAAUUUCAUGAAACAGAACCCAUUCAAGAUUUUGUAAGUCAAGCCUUUGAAAUUAGAGAUGCCUGGCAACGCUUAUUGCAAAAAGCCUUUGAAGAGUACAGAAUGGACCAAGAAGCCAAAAGUGAUGAAAUUCAAAAAAUGGGCAAGAAACUAUAUGAGUUGAUUUCUAUAUUUUUCCACUCUGAAAUAAUCCAUGCAGUUCGAAGGCUUCUUGCAGCUGACAUUAAGAAACUAUAUGUUGGACCACAAGAAGGAAAUGUUGCAGUUUCUGUUGGCUUAUUGGAAGAAGCUCAAAAUGCAUCUGAACAUCCAGUUAAAGGAGGAUUGCAAAUAAAGCAAUAUUUAACUUAUAACUGCUUGAUAGAUUCAGAUGGCCAUUUACAGUAUAUUCAAAAGCAUUGGACUUGUUCUUUAUGUGGGAAAGAAAUGGUUGCAACUGUUUUGGAUCAAAUUCGUCACAAAGAAAUAUGCAAAGAACAAAAAAUGGAGGAUAAAAAACCUGAUACUACUGACAAUGAAAAUCCAUUUAAGAAGCCAUAUUUUUGUCCUACUUGUCAAGAAGAACUAUUUUUAACGAUUCCUGAAAUUCUUAGACACAAAAGAAGUCACACAUAAUUCUUUCCAAACAAAUUAUGUAUCAACAAUGACUGGUUUGUCAAUCACAAGUAAUGGGGAAAUAUUUAAGAAUGUUACAUAUUAAUUAUUCAAAGCUGUGAUAUUUUUGUUUUCAUUUGUAUUUUAUCAUUAAAUUGUUAUAAAUAAUCAUAA